Dermacentor silvarum is the source of this 2144-nucleotide messenger RNA. RefSeq names its product kinesin-like protein KIF11-B. The transcript has 11 exons. The record is from RefSeq and is a predicted model, not a curated record. Gene Ontology annotation, biological process: mitotic spindle assembly; microtubule-based movement. Gene Ontology annotation, cellular component: nucleus; spindle microtubule. NCBI's taxonomy places the organism in Eukaryota, Metazoa, Arthropoda, Arachnida, Ixodida, Ixodidae. Gene Ontology annotation, molecular function: plus-end-directed microtubule motor activity; microtubule binding; ATP binding.
UGGUAACCACAUGGAGACGAUGCUAUAACAAAUGGCAGUACUGUGUUUUGCUUUAAAGUGUGCAUUUAUUCCACUGGCGAUGGAUCAUCUCAAGAGCUUGAAAAGUUCAGAACACGGGCGCGCUCUGGCCCGGCGGCGACCUUCGACACUUCCAUCCUUGCCCCAGGGGAGUGGGCGGCGCUGGUGCCGCGCGGGCAAACUUUAGCCUCGUUUAUUCGGCAGCAUUGCACGCGCUGCAUCUAAUUAAGCCUGAAUCGGCAAUUUACGAUUGCAGUUUCACCAGAACUCUGACCUGUAUCACAGCACCAUGGCUUCGAGAAAGCUGGGUAACCAGCACAUUCAAGUUUUUGUACGGUGCCGGCCCCCAAACUCGUUGGAGAAACGGAGUGACUUCAUUAAAGCUGUUGAAGUCGCACCUGAUAAGAAGGAGAUACGCGUUCAUGACAGAGUUGUUCCGGAGCAGAUCGCCAGCAAAUUGUUCGUCUUUGACAAAGUAUUUGGUCCUGAUGAAAAGCAGAUCGAUGUGUACCGGGCAGUCAUGGAGCCUACUAUAGCCGAGGUCAUGAUGGGCUACAACUGCACCGUAUUUGCGCCCCCAAACUCGUUGGAGAAACGGAGUGACUUCAUUAAAGCUGUUGAAGUCGCACCUGAUAAGAAGGAGAUACGCGUUCAUGACAGAGUUGUUCCGGAGCAGAUCGCCAGCAAAUUGUUCGUCUUUGACAAAGUAUUUGGUCCUGAUGAAAAGCAGAUCGAUGUGUACCGGGCAGUCAUGGAGCCUACUAUAGCCGAGGUCAUGAUGGGCUACAACUGCACCGUAUUUGCAUACGGCCAAACAGGUACCGGUAAGACCUACACUAUGGAAUGUAAAAGAUCAAACGCGAAUUUGAGCUGGGCAGACGACCCCUGGGCUGGUAUCAUCCCACGUACAGUGUAGCAGUUGUUUGAAGAGCAUCAUUCCCAGGACCAUCAAUUUACCAUCAAGGUGUCCUUCCUUGAGUUGUACAAUGAGGAGCUCUUUGACCUCCUCGGUGGCCACGAUAACAAAAAGCUGAAAAUCUUCAAUGACCCUUCAAAUAAGGGAUCUGUCAUAAUCUAGGGCCUAGAGGAGAUCAUGGUGCACAACUGUGAAGAAGUGUUCUUCAUACUCCAGGAGGCGAAUGCAAACUGUCAAACUGCGGCUACACUUCUUAACGCGACAUCUUCGCGUAGCCACACUGUCUUCUCGAUUACAGUUCACAUCCGCGAGACGACAGCGGAUGGUGAGGAGCUGCUGAAAACCGGCAAGCUCAACCUCGUUCACCUUGCGGGGAGCUAGAACAUUGGUCGCUCUGGGGCAAUUGACAGGAGAGCACGUGAAGCAAGUAACAUCAACCAGUCACUCCUUACGUUGGGUCGUGUCAUAACUGCCUUAAUGGACAAGGGACCACACGUUCCAUACAGGGCUUGAUUGGGUCAUUGAGAAGCUGGUCAACGCAUGUCCAACAAUGGGGCAGCAUUCCUCCUGCCCAACAACCUGUGCCUUGGCCGGACACAGAGGAGCCAUGGUCUAGGGUCCAUGUCAAUUUUGCAGGUCCUGUGGAAGGUGCGUGCAGCAGUGGCCAACCGCUGUGCAAGGACGUCUGGUUCAAGAACUACGGAGUGGGUGACAAAUGGAAACCAGGCUCGGUAGAGUCCACCUGAAGGCUCGCAAAUGCAACGGUAAAGACUGCAAAUGGGGAGCAAUAUCGCCGCCACCUUGACCAGCUAAAGACCAGGAAGACCAACGUGGGAGGAGAAGCGGUUGAACCCGAGGCCCCCAUGCAAGUACCAACGGCUAAAGGCAGCCAGAACGCGGCGGUAUACUCGCAGUCUCAAGUAGGCACCGACAUUUGAACGCCGUCGGACGGGCGGGCAGAAGCCGAGGGUGCUACCAGCGAGACUCUCGCAUGUGUAGAUGCACUGCGUAGGUCGAAACAGAAGCCCCGGCCCCCCGACCGCUCGACUCCCGGGGGAAGAAUUGUUAUGAAUCAGCAUGCGCCGCUGACAUGCGUUCAUAUUGCUAGAGUCACUGGCCACACCUCUUGUUAAUCGGCAGUGGCUGCGGUGAUGUCACAAGAUAAAGGCUAUAAAAGCUACAUUAACCUUUAAUAAAGCUGUUUGUUCUU